This is a messenger RNA of Pomacea canaliculata, 4348 nucleotides long. Its product is annotated as integrin-linked protein kinase-like. Gene Ontology annotation, cellular component: stress fiber; focal adhesion. Lineage: Eukaryota; Metazoa; Mollusca; Gastropoda; Architaenioglossa; Ampullariidae. The record is from RefSeq and is a predicted model, not a curated record. Gene Ontology annotation, biological process: integrin-mediated signaling pathway; cell-matrix adhesion; substrate adhesion-dependent cell spreading. The transcript is spliced from 13 exons. Gene Ontology annotation, molecular function: ATP binding; protein kinase activity; protein binding. The coding region runs from base 335 to 1759 and encodes 474 amino acids.
AAUGUGCAUGUGACCUAGGAAGUGAAAGGUGUGACCUCGGCCUGCAGAUCGGUGGUCUAAAAGUAGGGAGUGGAGACUAGAAACCGGGAUCACCAACGCGAACAGACCAUUUCGACUUAAAGCGUGAAACGGCGUUUCGAUUGUUGUCCAGCCAAGUGUUUUUAAGUGAGACACGGUGGAUUGUAUGUUUUCUGUCGUGUGGAAUACUUUAUGUCGAAGGCGCGUUAGCAUAACAGGAAAGAUGAGAGACGUGUGAUUCACACCUGUUUCGAAAGUCCCACAUUCUGGGCACUUAGGCUGUACACAUUGAAAUCAGAAACAACCCUCAGGAAUAAUGGAUGAUAUAUUUUCUCAAGUACGCGAAGGGAAUGCUUUUCAUGUUCGUGUGUGGCUAGACAACACCGAGAACGAUCUUAACCAAGGAGAUGACCACCGUUUUAGCCUUUUACACUGGGCAUGUCGAGAAGGUCACAGCAAUAUUGUUGCAAUGCUCAUUGCGCGAGGAGCACGCAUCAAUGCCACUAACCUUGGAGAUGACACACCACUGCAUUUGGCUGCCGCCCAUGGCCAUCAGAGUGUUGUUCAAAUGCUUCUGCAGAACCAUGCCAACAUAAAUGCCAUCAACGAGCAUGGCAACACACCCCUGCACUAUGCAUGUUUCUGGGGCUAUGACCAAAUCGCUGAGGAUCUUGUCAACAAUGGUGCUCUAGUCAGCAUUGCCAACAAAUUUAAUGAUGUACCUCUUGACAAAGCUAAGCCUCAGCUUGCUCGAAUGCUGAAGGAUCGCGCUGUAGCCCUUGGACAAGACCUUAGUAAAAUCCCUUUUAAAGACCGAAGCUGGUUGGGCUACAAGACUCGCAGCCGAGAUGCUAUGUUGUCACGACACAUGGGCAUUGAUAUUCGGCAGUUACAACUCAAUGGUCACAUUGCUGCCACCCACUCAGGAGAGACAUGGCGAGGGAACUGGCAAGACAAUGACAUUGUGGCAAAAAUAUUGAAUGUGCGAGAAUGUACCAAACGCAUCACUCGUGACUUCCAGGAGGAAUUUCCCCGUCUGCGCAUUUUUAAUCAUCCUAAUGUGCUGCCAGUUCUGGCCUGCUGUAACCAACCUCCUAAUUUGGUGCUUAUCUCACAGUUCAUGCCAUUUGGUUCGCUGUACAACACCCUUCAUGGGGAAUCAGGCAUUGUUGUGGAUGUGAACCAAGCACUUCGGUUCGCCAUUGACAUUGCACGAGGCAUGGAGUUUCUUCACUCAAUGGAACCUAUGAUCCCUAACUUUGUUCUUACCAGCAAGCAUGUCAUGAUUGACGAAGACUUGGCUAAGAUAAACGUCGAUGAUCCCAAGUACACUUCAGGGGAGGCCACCCUGAAUGGGAUUGAUGAGGACCUUACUGCAAGGAUUAACAUGGCAGAUUACCGAUUCUCAUUUCAUGAGAAAGGCAAAGUCUUCUCACCUGCUUGGAUGGCACCAGAAGCACUGCAGAGACGUCCUGAUGAUAUUAACACACGGGCAGCUGAUAUGUGGAGUUUUGCUAUUCUGCUGUGGGAGCUAGAGACCAGAGAAGUACCUUUUGCAGAACUCUCUGCCAUGGAGGUCGGCAUGAAGGUGGCGCUAGAAGGUCUGCGUGUCAGCAUCCCUCCGGGCAUAUCAUCACACAUCUCUCGCCUUAUCAAGAUCUGCAUGAAUGAAGAGCCAGGAAAACGUCCGCGUUUUGACAUGAUUAUUCCCAUCCUGGAGAAGAUGAAGCAGUCCAGUUAGACUUGCUUGACAACCAUUUUCUGUUGUGAAAGACUCAUUAAAGGAAAGAAAAAAAACAGGCUAAAAAAGUUGCCACAUUUGGCUUACUUGAAACUGAACAAGACAAAAGUAGAUGCUAACAGUUGGAGAUGUGUCAUUUCUCAGGUUGUACUUUGCAUUUAUAUUAAGGCAUAUAGUGCCUAGGUGACCACACCUACUAAUGGUGGCUAGAAGGGAAGGCUGGACAAGCCCUUUAAAAAAAAAAGCCCAGAGAGGCUAACUGCAUGUUUUCUUGGAAUGUAUACCGAGGACAUGCAGAGUUCUCACGUCAUGCUGAGAUGUUAAUGCAUUUACACUUUAUGAAUCAUGUAAAAGUCUGUGUUUCUUCAUUUUUUUAGGGUGGUGGGAGGGAGCUAUUGUGAGUUAAAGAUUACAAACUGUCCAGAACUGUAGUCUCUUUUAUUUAUAGUGAAAGGAAACAAUGCACAAAAUCACAAAGGCAAUUUUGUGUGACAUUGUGACAUUUUUCUCAACAUCAGUCGUUUAUUUAAAUGGUUCAUCAUUAAAAUAAGCUGAAAAAACAUAAUAUUAGUUUGAAGUUCCAGAUUGGGUCUGUACGUUUUUUUUUCAAGUGCCUGACAAACAGAAAACUUUUGUCCUGGGUAUGCAUGUUAAGAUGCAUAUGUCUAGAUUUCUGUGCAAAGAGUUUUAUAUGCCAAAAUGAAUUGUUUCUUUUCACUAUAAACAGCUUACUGCUGUCAGAUUAUUUAGCCAAUCAAGGAGAUUUUGAUCUGCUUUCAUUACACUUUCAAAGAGCACUAAUGUGCUGUUAGCAUUCAGGAAACAUACCUGUGCUAACUUCUAGAGCUUUGUAGUCAAGAGAUUGGAUAAAAUAAACUUGAGUAAUGAAGAUAAUAUGAGAUGAUGCUGAAUGCCUACUGGUGUUGACACCAGUGAUGGGCUAUUUCAAUUUUUAUUUAUGCAUAACUUUGAUGUGUCAAGUCAGGUCUAUUUUUUAUUAAGCUUGAGUCUUUGUUGAUGCUGUCAUCGACAUAUUUAUGUGUUUUACUUGUAUCUACGAACAUAUAACUUGCAUUUUUUUAUCAAUUCUGCUGACAAGCUCUGCAUUAAUAGUACCCUUGAUUCAUUUGUCACUGUGUGCAAGAUAGAUGUUGGCUUGCUAUUUAUAGAGAGAAUGUAGAGUGCUAAAUUGAUGGGAGCGCACCAUCAGAUGUGUAGAUCAAAUAUUUGUGCAUGCUUGAGUUAUUGGUUUAUAGCAUAUUUUGUGUAAUGGUUAUUAUGAUCGUGGGAUGAAAAGUCGUGGUCUACUGGUUCAACUCCACAUUCGACAGAUUUUUUAAAAGUUUUUAUUUUUAAAUAUUUUUAUCUUUAAAUAUAAAAUAUAGUACGUUGUCAUUCUGAAGUUUGCAUUUCCUGACAAGUAGGGUACAAGACUUGAGCAUGUUGGAAUCCUGCUCUCAUUAUCUAAUGUUACUCUUUUCUCCUGCACAUUUUUAACACAUUUAAAACUUAAAGUCACCAAUUUGAGCAAGGAAAUUAUAUAGAUUAAAUUGAUAGAGGUCAGCAAACAAGGAAAUUUAUAAAUUUAUUUAUCUGCUGAUAUAUUUUGUAUGAACAUCCCAGCUGGCUGAGACGUAAAACAGGAGUUCAAAUAUGCAAGUGUGUGAGCUGGUUACACAUUUUAAAAAAGUUCCUAGAAAACACCCAAAACUGUGAGGCAAGUUAGUUUAGUUUAAUCCUUGUUACUCCUCGAGGAGCAUAAGGCUGCCACAGUGAGGCAAGCCACUGUUGGUUUUAUUUAUGGUAAAAUGUAUGACAGACUUUUUUAUUAACCAAACAUAUGUUUAUGCUUACAUUUUAUUUGCAUGUUAUGUAGAUUCUUGACUGAGACUCUAGAAGCACUCCUUGAGGAACUGCUGAUUAUUAUGCAAAAGAGAUGCCUUCCAUGUUAUGAGCACACUUUUUGUUAUGCUAGGGGUGACUGUGACCAUUUUUUUCCAUCAUCACACUGAGUGCACACCGUCUCAGUGGGGGAAAAACAAAUCUACAUCUGAAUUUAUUAAAGAUAUGUACAGUUGAUGUCACAGCCACAAGUUGUGCUCAGCAUGUUAAUGUUCAUUGUUAAUGUUCUCGGAUACCAUAUUUCAUAGGUACUUCCUUCAAAGAUAUGUUGUCUGCACAGAAGUGUUCUCUUAAGUUUGUUGUCCACAAGAGUUGGCGACCGUGACCUUUUACAAUUUAUGAUGCCCACUCUGACCCUUGUUUUUCUUUCUAGUCUUUCCUUAACAAAAUUUGCUUCCUGUUUCAAGAUCCAGAAACUUGGGUUUUUUUUUUUUUUUAUUUGGCUAGUUCUCCUCACUAAUGUCAGUACAGUGCGAGUCUUAUAAAUUAUAAACUACUUUUAUGAAAGCAGUGUAGUGACUGAAACAAAGCUGCCUCUGAGAUGAUUUCCUUGUAAGAAACAAGAAACCAGUGUUACAAGCUAGAAAAAAAAAAAAGAAGUUAUGGCAGCAUUUAAUUACUUGGUCCACAUAGAGACCAAGAAUUUGCCUGCAUCUCACAUUUUUGUUAUUAAACACAUGAAUACUC